Molecule: messenger RNA, 625 nt
Organism: Dicrocoelium dendriticum
Lineage: Eukaryota; Metazoa; Platyhelminthes; Trematoda; Plagiorchiida; Dicrocoeliidae
Source: the annotation of a GenBank genome assembly
UUUAUGAACACUAACGGUAAAGGCUUACUGAGUAAUCUUUCUGCAAUGUGGCUGUCUCAAGGAACAACAGCCUGCGACUUCCUUGCAAUAAUGGAUACAUGGCUACGUCCUGACAAAAGUGACAUGGAGAUGGUACUGUGACAUGUCCACCAUUCGGCACGAUCAACCUAGCAAAGGUGGUUGGUUGGUUCUGUACUUCCGCAUUGACCCUAAAUGUGCGCUCAUAGAUGAUCAUGUCAGCACGGUACAUGAUUCCAUUUGGUUCCGUUCACGUCUCAUAAGCCCACCUUGUCUGGUUUAUGCCAAAGAUAUCACGCUGUGGGGGGAGAUAAAUACACCUAAUGGGAUCACCGUACUUCAAACUGAUCGGUUAAGACAUACGCGUGCUCAAUCCAAAAUCUACUGUGAUUCAAUGUGGACAAAUGUAGUGUGCUGCACUCACGGUACAACUUGGUGUACUCCUACAAACUCUUCAAUCAGGAUCUUCAAAUAUCUGGCGAGAAACACCUGAGAAUGUAGGUUAGAUUUUGUCGGAAACAGCGUCAUGAAGGUUCAUCCAACGCGUCGGCCUCCUGAAGCAUGUAUUAUGAUAAUUCGGCCCAUAAAACAUUUUACAACUUCUUGG